Penicillium coprophilum is the source of this 417-nucleotide messenger RNA. RefSeq lists its product as uncharacterized. Lineage: Eukaryota; Fungi; Ascomycota; Eurotiomycetes; Eurotiales; Aspergillaceae. The record is from RefSeq and is a predicted model, not a curated record. The transcript is spliced from 2 exons. The coding region runs from base 1 to 417 and encodes 138 amino acids.
AUGAUGACCGAAUUUGAGACCAACGACUCCAAGGCCCCGUCCUACACCUCUGUCGACCCUGUCGAGGUGGACAAUGCCGAGAAACAGGACCAAAAACUCACCAGCCCUAAGGCGAAUUGCUCAACCCACGGGCCCAGCCAAGUCCCCCUUCUCGAUCGUGAAUUGCAGAACCAGCAGGCAAAGGAUAUCAUCCGCACAUUGACAACUGCAUUGAAUGAUCUUACCGAUGAAAAGAAGUGCACCAAGUGCACGGUGGAGAAUAUUUCGACUCUACUCACAGGCCACGUCCGAGAUCUCAGAGCCGCGAAGCGCAGUGGGAUGUGGUCUAAAGAGGACAAGAAGGCUCUCAAGGCGGAGAUCAAAUGUCUCCUCAAGCCACUGAAGAAGGAUGUGAAGAGCCUAUGGAAGGCGAAUUAA